Cryptomeria japonica (Japanese cedar) is the source of this 648-nucleotide messenger RNA. RefSeq lists its product as uncharacterized. The coding region runs from base 1 to 648 and encodes 215 amino acids. The transcript has 3 exons. NCBI's taxonomy places the organism in Eukaryota, Viridiplantae, Streptophyta, Pinopsida, Cupressales, Cupressaceae. The record is from RefSeq and is a predicted model, not a curated record. Gene Ontology annotation, molecular function: nucleic acid binding; RNA-DNA hybrid ribonuclease activity.
AUGGUACAAUAUGCACAAAUGAUAAAUACAAGAGAGGCCAUAAGUGAACUUGGUUUGGAAGAAGAAGUCCAUGGGCAACCUAGCGACUCUGGAAUACACUUCCUGGAGUAUGAAUCAAAUUCAAACAGAGGAGGUGAUAUAUUGGUGACCCUUGGAGACCCUUCUUGUGCCAGCCUCACUAGAGGCCAGCAUCAAUCCAAAAAUAUAAGUACCGCAAUCUUUCCCGAGACUGUAGCUAAAGCCUCCAAUAAUAUUAUGCCUUCUGCAGUUGCUAAAGCAUUAGCCCUUUCACUCACUAAAACAUUUGGUAAAUGUUAUUCAAUGGACUCAAAGCAAAUUCCUUUACUAGGUCAAAUCAAAGAUGUGCAGGUUGCUCUGGCGAAAGGUACACCAGAAGAUGUAGUGGAUCUUACUGCAGGCUUGUGGGAAAUGGAAUUUGAUGGUAGCUAUGCAUCAGCUGGAUCUAGUGCUGGAGUGGUUCUCAUUUCCCCACAAGGUGAAAAGAUUCCUUUUUUAUUCAAAUUAGAAUUUAAGAGCACUAAUAACACCGCAGAAUAUGAGGCAUUGUUGUUAGGAAUAGAGCAAGCUAGAAAAAGGGGAAUCAAAUUGUUGAGUGCCAAAGGCGAUUCAGAAUUGAUUGUUAAAUAG